AUGAUAAAAAAUACUCAAACUCCACUAAAUAAAGAUGAAUAAAAACGACUGAAUUAAAUAGUUCAACAAUUGAUUGACUCAAAUGAUAGUGUCGAGUUUCGUUAGCCUGUAGAUUAUAAGAGAUUGAAUCUGCCUGAUUAUAUCUAAAUAGUUAAGAGACCUAUGGAUUUAGGGACGGUACAAUUGAAAUUGAAUAACAAUGCAUACAAAACUGUAGAGGAGUGUUUGGAUGAGAUAUCACUAAUUUGGGAUAAUUGCAAAUUGUACAAUGGACCGCAGAGUUGGAUAACCAAAAUCGCUGAGAAGUUGGAAAGGUUGUUUAAGAAGAAUGUGAAGAAUUAUCUGCCUCUUGUGAACCUUCCUUAGGUGGUACCAAAAACAAAGGAGAUUACAUCGGAUGUGUAUCAGGAGGAACCUUAGGAAUAGGUGACUUAUAAUGACAAGGUGGAAUUUUCGAAUAAUUUAAAAUAAUUGGCUCCGGAGCAGAUAGGAUUGAUUGUGCAUAUGAUAUAAAAUACGUCUCCAACUGCAUUUAUUGAAAUAGAGCGGGAAAAAUAUUAAAUAAUUGUUGAUAACAUCGAGUAUGAAGCAUUUACUAAGUGUUAACAAUAAAUCUAAGCUUGGAUAUCUGGCGAUGACAUAAAUAAAAAGGUGAAAAUAUGA
Messenger RNA from Paramecium tetraurelia, 663 nucleotides. RefSeq lists its product as uncharacterized. The record is from RefSeq and is a predicted model, not a curated record. The transcript is spliced from 2 exons. Gene Ontology annotation, biological process: chromatin remodeling; regulation of DNA-templated transcription. NCBI's taxonomy places the organism in Eukaryota, Ciliophora, Oligohymenophorea, Peniculida, Parameciidae. Gene Ontology annotation, cellular component: nucleus; chromatin.